CUUGCAAUCACGUUUGCCCAUGGUACGCGUUAGUGCAUUUUAAAAAGUUUGUUAUUAAGAAGUCCCAUAUUUAUAUAAUAAAUAAUAUACGAUGGAGAAGCUUGUGUCGGCCAAAACGUGUCUUAAACUGUUGCAGGUGAUGCCCGGCGCACAGCAGGCGGCCACAACUGGUGGCCUGGGCGUGCUCGCUAGUCCGCUCCAGAACCUGCUUCAGAUGCAGCAGGUGCGCCACCGACAGACCAAACACUGGCAGCCCGAGUUCAAGCGCCUGCGCAAGCAGAAGUUUAUCAAGAUGGAUUUGCCCAAUCUGCGCGAGAAACAGGAGGAUAUCAGCAAGGAGGAGAUGCGCAGCCGGAUGAAGGAGCGUGGUGUUCUGCCGCCAAGGCCCUGGAUGGAGCGCCCCUUCCACAUCAGCUGCACCGGUGGCAUCUUCGAGGCGUAUGUUCCGCCUGAGGGCGAUGGCAAGAAGUCGAUCAUUUCCACCUCUGGCGCCAAGCAGAAGCUAGAGUUCCUGGAGAAGAAGUCCAAGAGCCUGAUGGCCGUGCGCAAGAUUCGCUCCUACGAGGAGAGCUUCAGCUCCGACGAGUUCGGCGCCGAGGCCCAGGAUAUCUACAUCCAGGCCCACACGCACAUGGCCGCCAAGGAUAAGUACAAGAUCCGUGAGUUCGUCAGCGAACGCUGCUAUCCCGAGAUGAUGCACAACGUGCGGGACAAAACCAUUCACUGGAAGUUCCUGCAGUCGCUGGAGCCGCCGCGCGUCGUCCAUGCCCGCGUCACCGAGGUGAUCACCAAGGAGAACCAAUUCGCCCAGGUCACCGUGCGCUUCCACAGCCAACAGAUGCUGGCCAUAUACGACCGCUUCGGCCGGCUCAUGCACGGCAGCGAGAUCCUCACCAAGGACGUGCUGGAGUACGUGGUCUUCGAGAAGCACAUCUCCAACGAGUACGGCAAGUGGCGGCUGCACGACAAGAUCAUCCCCGACUGGCUGCCGCCCAAGCAGCCGGCUCCCAUAACCUAUCGUCUCAUCGAGGAUGUGGAGGAGGUGGAUCUCCCCAAGGAGCUGAGUGGCGGCGAGGAAGCAACCAAGCAGCCGGAGGUGGUAGCAGGCAGCGCACAGACCAAGGAGCAACUGCAACUGGCCACCUCGACUGAGAGCCGGACGAAACCUUCCCUGGCCAUUUGAUUGUACUUUUUGUGGGCCGCCUGGCGGCUCAGAAGGAUGCGCGUUUAUGUUGUCGAAUGAUUUUUGAGCUGCCAACUUGGUCAAAUUAUAAUUUUAAACAAUA
Drosophila elegans is the source of this 1286-nucleotide messenger RNA. It is a transcript of the gene mRpL45, whose product is annotated as probable 39S ribosomal protein L45, mitochondrial. Gene Ontology annotation, cellular component: mitochondrion. Lineage: Eukaryota; Metazoa; Arthropoda; Insecta; Diptera; Drosophilidae. The transcript is spliced from 2 exons. The coding region runs from base 92 to 1183 and encodes 363 amino acids. The record is from RefSeq and is a predicted model, not a curated record.